AUGCCAGUAUUAGAGGGGCUCUGGGGCCCAGAUCUUAGGAUGCGGGACUCUGGUCUUGGUGUCGGGGUUGACGUUGGCGUCUGUCCAGAUGAGGCUUCCCGCUCACCAGUGUGGGGUCCUCUCAGGACUCCUCCAGUUACUUGUGGGGGCCUGUCGCUGGCCCUGGAACUUCCGGCUCUCAUACGGCAGCUCAGGGCAGCCUGGAGGGCGCGCAGGGGAGGCCCUCGGGGGUCUGAGAGAAGUGAGGCGAGCACUUGGGUGGAAGCAGAGAAGGAGGAGGUAGAGGAGGGGAAGCAGGACAUAGAGGACAGGAGCAUACAUCUGGAAGCUGAUGGCAGACUGAACACUGGUCAUGCUGGUGUGUUGCUGGCUGAGAGACGAGGCUCCUACCCGCUGAUUGACCUGCACAUCCUGAAAACCAGUGCCCAGCAGGGGGAGGUAGAGUCCGGCAACAGGAGAAAGGUGAAGCGUCUGCUGAGCUUCCAGAGAUACUGUCACGCCUCCAGGCUGCUCAGGGGUUUAGUGCCCCACACCCCCGGGUCCCUACACCUGCUGGACGACGACUAUCUAGGACAAGCUGGGCAUAUGCUAUCAAAAGUAGGCACAUGGAACUUUGACAUUUUCCUCUUUGAUCGUCUUACAAAUGGUAACAGCCUGGUGACGCUUAUGUGCCAUCUCUUCAAUGUCUACGGUCUCAUUCAUCACUUCCAGCUGGACAUGGUCAAACUGCACAGGUUUCUGGGCAUGGUGCAGGAGGACUACCACUCCCAGAAUCCCUAUCACAAUGCUGUUCAUGCAGCGGAUGUCACUCAAGCCAUGUACUGCUAUCUGAAGGAGCCCAAGCUGGCAGAGCAGCUGAGCCCACUGGAUGUGUUCCUGGGUCUGAUGGCAGCAGCCGCCCACGAUGUGGACCAUCCUGGAGUCAACCAGCCAUUCCUCAUCAAGACCAGACACCACCUGGCAUCCCUCUACCAGAACACAUCUGUACUGGAGAGUCACCACUGGAGGUCCACUGUAGGCAUGCUGCGAGAGUCAGGACUUCUGUCCCACCUGCCUGCUGACAUGUGGCAGGACAUGGAGCAGCAGCUGGGCUCUCUCAUCCUGGCUACGGACAUCAGCCGGCAGAACGAGUUCCUGUUGACCUUCAGAGAACAUCUGGACAACCAGGACCUGGACCUUCAACUGGCUUCACACAGGCAUUUUAUGCUGCAGAUCGCUCUGAAGUGUGCUGACGUCUGUAACCCGUGUCGGGUUUGGGAGCUGAGCAGACAGUGGAGUGAGAGGGUAUGUGAGGAAUUCUACAGGCAGGGUGACCUGGAGAGAAAGUUUGACUUGGAGAUCAGUCCUCUGUGUAACCAGCAGGCGGACUCUGUCCCAGCCAUCCAGAUAGGUUUUAUCUCCUACAUUGUGCAGCCUCUGUUUGAGGAGUGGUACCGCUUCACUGAGCCCAGCCUGCUCAGCCAGACCAUGACGGGUCACCUGCACAAGAACAAGGCCCGCUGGAGCCGCCUUCGUUACACACACACACAUUUAGACACGCAAACACACCCCCACAUUGAUGAGCCUGAGCCUGAAGGAGGAGGUGGAGAGGGAGAAAGCAUCCCUUAAUCUUCCUCUUGUUUCUUGGGGUGUUUCAUCUUCCUUUGUAAAUGGAGGAGGAGUGUUUAUGAGGCUCCUUGUUUGUCCUCCAGUGUAUUUCCUCCCACUCGUGGGUGUACGCGGGCUCUGAAAGUGGGAGCGCAGGAUGGGAGUCUGGCCUGGGUUAGUGAGGAAUGGCUCCCUCAGCACUGCAGGAAAAAAAAAAAGAAGAUGGAGACAGAUCCAUGGUAGAGCAGAUGGAUUGAUAAUCUUAGUAAAUAAAUGCCAAUUUGACAAAGUCAUGCCUUGCUCUUUAACCCUGAUAUCUGCUUCAAAGUUACUGAGACGCAGAUACAGGACGGGAAGGUUAUGGCUGAUGGCAGAAGAGGGAUCAGCAAAGACGAAUAUUAAUGUGUCUGCACAAUGCUGCUAGAAGAAUAAAGAAAAGCCAAAAUUAUAUACAAAUUUAAUAAGUCAGCUGGACUGUGCUGAAAAAGAUGCUAUAAAAUAUAUGAAAGAUUAUGAAAGGAAUAUAUUAAUAUAUCAACUAUACUAUGCUUUUUAAAGUUUUAGACAAUACAUAUUAAGCUCUUUUCACUUUUUCUCUUUUUUUGUACAGCUUGCACUUCUAUUGGAUGCUCUUUCAUACAAGUGUCUCACUUGUCUACUUUUCACUGAAGUGCGUUUUAACUCGAGCACUAAGUUGGUAUUUCAAGGUAUUGUAAACUGUAACACGUAUUCUGUUUUAACUGUGUAACCUGUAAGACUGACCCAUACAAUUAAUGACUGACACAAAGUGGCUUCAGCUGCUGUUGCCGAGUUGCUUGAAUUCUGAUAUCAACCCUCCGCUGGAUGUUUUUGACUUGACCCGACUCACCGACGUGGAGAACACAAACAUGUAAUGUUCUAAACAGUAUAAUCUUUUCAUACUGUGAUGUACGACCUCAGCACUUCACAUGCCAAAACACACCACAAGCAAUGUUAUCAACCGUUUUACUGCAUAUGGAUAUUGGGAAACAUAACUCUCCUUACACUGGUGUUACCUUUGUAACAACUUAAUGGGUGCAUUUAUUUAUCUGAUAACCUCACUUUACAAGCUCAUACACAACAAAGCCUUAACAGCAACUUGGUCUGUCUAUGAAACACAUUUUGUAAUGGUGUUUCACCAUUUUCUGGACAAGCUUUCUUACAUGAUCAAACUGUUGUUGCCUGUUUUUCUUCAGCCAUACCAGCAUACUUAAACACACACACACACACACA
This is a messenger RNA of Seriola dumerili (greater amberjack), 2838 nucleotides long. RefSeq names its product phosphodiesterase 7B (gene pde7b). NCBI's taxonomy places the organism in Eukaryota, Metazoa, Chordata, Actinopteri, Carangiformes, Carangidae. Bases 1 to 1608 code for a protein of 535 amino acids. Gene Ontology annotation, molecular function: 3',5'-cyclic-AMP phosphodiesterase activity. The transcript has 12 exons. The record is from RefSeq and is a predicted model, not a curated record.